This is a messenger RNA of Euleptes europaea (tarantolino), 1120 nucleotides long. It is a transcript of the gene ATAD1, whose product is annotated as ATPase family AAA domain containing 1. Gene Ontology annotation, molecular function: ATP binding; ATP hydrolysis activity. The record is from RefSeq and is a predicted model, not a curated record. Lineage: Eukaryota; Metazoa; Chordata; Lepidosauria; Squamata; Sphaerodactylidae. The transcript is spliced from 9 exons. Bases 10 to 1095 code for a protein of 361 amino acids. Gene Ontology annotation, cellular component: mitochondrial outer membrane.
AAAGCCAAAAUGGUACAUGCUGAAGCCUUUUCUCGCCCGUUGAGCCGGAAUGAAGUUGUUGGCUUAAUUUUCCGGUUGACAAUAUUUGGUGCUGUGACCUAUUUCACCAUUAAAUGGAUGGUAGAUGCAAUUGAUCCCACCAGGAAACAAAAAGUAGAAGCUCAGAAACAGGCAGAGAAGUUAAUGAAACAAAUAGGUGUGAAGAAUGUGAAGCUUACCGAGUAUGAAAUGAGCAUUGCUGCACACCUCGUAGACCCUCUUAGCAUGCAUGUAACGUGGAGUGAUAUUGCAGGUUUAGAUGAAGUCAUUACAGACCUGAAGGAUACUGUCAUUUUGCCAAUCCGGAAGAAACAUUUGUUUCAGAACUCCAGACUGUUACAGCCACCAAAAGGAGUGCUUCUCUAUGGGCCUCCAGGCUGCGGUAAAACCUUGAUCGCCAAAGCUACAGCGAAGGAAGCAGGUUGUCGGUUUAUUAAUCUUCAGCCCUCAACGCUGACAGACAAAUGGUAUGGGGAGUCCCAGAAGCUGGCAGCUGCUGUUUUUUCCCUUGCUAUAAAGCUUCAACCUUCCAUCAUCUUUAUUGAUGAAAUAGAUUCCUUCCUGCGAAGCCGUUCCAGUUCUGAUCACGAAGCGACAGCUAUGAUGAAGGCCCAAUUCAUGAGUCUCUGGGAUGGUCUGGACACCGACUAUAAUUGUCAAGUGAUAGUGAUGGGAGCUACCAAUCGCCCUCAGGAUCUCGAUUCGGCUAUUAUGAGAAGAAUGCCUACGAGAUUUCAUAUCAACCAACCUGCGCUGAAGCAGAGAGAAGCAAUCUUGAAACUGAUUUUGACAGAUGAAAAUGUGGACAGGCACGUAGAUCUCCUUGAAGUUGCUAGAGAAACCGACGGGUUCUCUGGAAGUGACUUGAAAGAAAUGUGCCGUGACGCUGCACUCCUCUGUGUCAGGGAAUACGUUAAUGCCUCCUAUGAAGACAGCCAAGAAGAUGAUGAAAUACGUCCCGUGCAACAGAGAGAUCUGCACCGGGCAAUUGAGAAGAUGAGGAAGUCAAAAGACGCAACAACCCAGAGUGUUCUAAUGCAUGUUAGUUUAGAUUAAGGCUUAGGGAGUGUGCGUGUGUUCC